This is a messenger RNA of Monodelphis domestica (gray short-tailed opossum), 1521 nucleotides long. Its product is annotated as serpin B4-like. The record is from RefSeq and is a predicted model, not a curated record. Gene Ontology annotation, biological process: negative regulation of endopeptidase activity. Gene Ontology annotation, molecular function: serine-type endopeptidase inhibitor activity. Lineage: Eukaryota; Metazoa; Chordata; Mammalia; Didelphimorphia; Didelphidae.
CAGAAUGUGGCUUCAUCUUCGCCCAAGUGAUUGGUAACUUUGUGGCUGAAGAAAAGAAGGCUUCAUCAGCUUGAAAAUGAAUUCCCUCAGUGCAGCAAAUAUCAAAUUUUGCUUUGAUAUUUUCAGAGAAUUGAAGAAGAAUGAAAAAGGAAAUGUUUUCUAUUCACCUUUAAGCAUCUCAGCAGCAAUGGGCAUGCUAUUAUUGGGACUCAAAGGUAACACUGCAAGUCAAGUAAAGAAGGUCCUUCACUAUGAUGAAGUUGCAAAAAUUGAAAGACCAAGUGUCAAAGAGAGUCCUAGCACAUCACCAGGGGUUGUCUGUGAUAAACCUGGAGAGUUUCAUUCCCAGUUCCAUGCUCUUUUGGAAGAAAUUAACAAGCCCAAUGAUGACUAUUCACUGGCCAUUGCUAACAGCCUCUAUGGAAACCAGACAUUUCCAUUUCUGCAGUCAUAUUUAGAUUGUGUAGAGAAGCUUUAUCAAGCAAGCCCAGAAUCAAUGGAUUUUUCACAAGCUCCAGAAGAGAGUAGGGAGAAGAUUAAUGCCUGGGUUGAAGACCAAACAAAUGAAAAAAUCAAGGAGCUAUUUCCUGCAGGAACUAUUGAUGCAUCUACCAUCCUGGUGCUUGUGAAUGCCAUUUAUUUUAAAGGAAAGUGGGCAAUGGAAUUCAAAAGAGAAAAUACUAAAAAAGCACUUUUCAGGACAAACAAGGACACAAGCACGUCUGUUCAGAUGAUGACACAGAAAGAUUAUUUCAAUAUGGGAUACAUCCAGGAAUGUCAGGGGAAGAUAAUUGAGCUACCAUAUACAAACAACCAUCUAAGUAUGCUUGUACUGCUGCCAACUGAAACUGAUGGAUUAGAAAAGUUGGAAGAAGAACUAACCUCUGAGAAAUUAAUGGAGUGGAUGAGUCCUGAAAAUAUGACUAAAAAGGAAGUUAUUUUAAGGUUCCCUCGGUUUAAACUAGAACAAACUUACUCUCUUGGGCCCACAUUGGAAGCCAUGGGAAUGAGAGAUAUUUUUGAUGCACAAAGGGCUGACUUUUCAGGAAUGACAAGUCACAAGGGCUUGUCUGUGUCUACAAUCUUACAUAAAUCCUUUGUGGAGGUGAAUGAGGAGGGCACUGAAGCAGCAGCUGCCACUGGUAUUGCAGUUGGAUUAAGUGCUUCUCUUGCGGAAGAAUUUAAUUGUAACCAGCCAUUCCUGUUCUUCAUUCGAGACAACAAAAGUAAAAACCUUCUUUUCUGUGGCAGAGUUGUUGCCCCUUAAUAGGGAGCAGAUGGGGAUGGAUAAAAUGUAAGCCCCUCGAGGACAAGAACCAUUUGGCUUUUGUCUUUACAUCUCUGUCACCUGUCCCAGUGCCUGAUAUGGAUUAGGAACUUAAUAAAUGUUCAGAUCAAUUAGUUUACAUAAUCUAAUCUUAUUUUUGUGGCAAAAGUACACAGGAUUAUUAUGUUGAAAUUACUGAACACACCAGUUUCUUUUUUGCUUCUCAAUAAAGAACUCUGGAAUUAAAAUGUCAA